Messenger RNA from Carassius carassius (crucian carp), 1134 nucleotides. RefSeq lists its product as uncharacterized. NCBI's taxonomy places the organism in Eukaryota, Metazoa, Chordata, Actinopteri, Cypriniformes, Cyprinidae. The transcript is spliced from 5 exons. Bases 304 to 1047 code for a protein of 247 amino acids. The record is from RefSeq and is a predicted model, not a curated record.
AAGUUCAGCUUCAAAAUUUCCUUUAUUUUAGGUACCAGUAUAGCAAUUUCAUAAAUCACAAAUAAAACCUAUAGCCAGCUGAAAUGACUCAACCAAAACAAACACUUUAUCUCAUGCACUUUCACCUUCUCAAAUGCUUUAAUAUCAGUAAACAAUCUGGUCAGUUCAAGUUCAGCGUCUACAUCCUCUUUUCAAGGGUGUAUGAUGGUUUCCUUCUCAUUUUUUUCUGACUGUGGUAGCACUUCCUCUCUGACUCGUAGUUAAGUUUACCAUCUUACCGCAUAUGAGCAAAACAAAGACAGAAUGAGGACGGUGCAACUUUUACUCUUCUGUCUGCUGGUGUGUCAAACUACAGCGAGUUUAACUGAUAAACUUGUGAAUUUAGGGGAAAACGUGACUUUAGACUGUGAGAUUGAUGUAACAGACAUUUAUUGGGUUUUCCAGAAACUGACAGACUCUCCGCUGCUGAUACUGCGAACUUUCACAUCAGAAUAUGCAUCAUCUUAUGUACAAGACCAAAGACUGAAAGACAAAUAUUCAUCACUAACUCAAAGCCGUUUAUAUAUUAUUAAUAUAACUAUUCAUGAAUUAGGAAUAUAUUAUUGUGCAAAACCUGCUACACCAAAACUACAGAUCAGCAAUGGCACCAGACUUUACAUCAAUGAAUCUGCCCAAGAUCAAAAUCAAACAGAAUCUGCCCAAGAUCAAAAUGAACCGAAAGAGAAAUAUCAGAAACAGCCAUGUGAGGAAACAUUGGAGAUGCACAUGAUUUUGUCUGUUACAUCCAUCCUGCUGAAUUUUGUGCUGAUCAUUGCAACAAUAGGUUUGUUAAUGCUCAAACUUAAGAAGCCUAGAAAAAGUCAACAACAAGCCCAGAAUGUGCAACCAGAGCAGAUCGAGGACUUAAACAAUGCACAGUAUUCUGAAAUCAAGUUACCCACAUGUUCCCGAAGAGAAAAUCCCAUUCAGAUAAACGGCACUUAUGCACUUCUUCAGAACCCAAAGCCACGUUCUGGAUCAACACAUGCAGAAAUCAUCACAUCGUGAAACAUGCAAAGUUGAUAAUGAGGUCUGACACCUUCUGUGGGUGUAUCAUUUUCAGUAUGAUUGAGUUUUAUAAAGGUAAAUGUAUUU